UGGGACGGUCUGCUAAGUUGUAAGACGCGGGGAAAAGUCGAGCUCCGAGCGCUUUGGGUCGAGCGCGCUGGUUGUUUUGGUUUGUGAAAGGACAACGCUGGAAGGGGGAAAAAUGUCCCGGACUGGCUAAAUAGACUGUUAUCCGGGGUGUCCCGGAGAAGCGGGAAGGUGUAGAGAUGCAGGAAGGCGUCCGUUUUGCUUCUUCAGGAGAUGACGAUGUUAAAAUAUGGGAUUCAUCUUCUAUAACUAUUGUGGACCAGUUUACUCCACAUGCAUCUUCUCACCCAGUUAAUUCAGUAUGCUGGGGUAGCAACAAUAACUUUUUGGUAACAACGUCAGCUGUUGGUGAUAAGAUAGUGAUUUCAAAUUGUAAAGGAAAACCAGUUCCACUCUUUGAACUAGCUGAAGGGGCAAAGCAAACAUGUAUAAGCUUGAGUUCGAAUUCAAUGUAUAUUGCAAGUGGAGGAAUUGAUAGCACUGUUAAUAUCUGGGAUUUAAAAUAUAGAAAACUUCACCGAUCUCUUAAGGAUCAUAGAGAGGAAAUAACUUGUGUGUCAUUCAAUUGGAAUGAUUGCUAUGUUGCUUCAGGAUCCUUGAGUGGUGAAAUUAUCCUGCAUAGUAUUGCUACAAAUUUAUCCAGCACUCCAUUUGGUCAUGGAAGCACGCAGAAUGUUGGGAAAUUAUUGUUCAACAUUCCAAAACUGAAUAAACAGGGCCAGGUUUUGUGUGGGGUAAGAAACUGGCAGAAUAGCUUGACACAGAGCAGCAGUUUGGAUGUAAUUCCUUCCAAAGAGAUGGACCAUGGGUAUACUUCUAAUUCAACUAAUUUUGAAGAUUUGGGAAGAAAUAGUUUGGGUGACCUAUUUUCUCCACUUCGAGAUGAUGUUGUGGCUUGUAAAGCAAAUGAAGAUGUUCCAGGAAAGAAUGAUGGUUUGGAUUUUCAGUCUUAUCUUUUAAGCAUGGAUUUUCUCUCUCAGUUUAAUACUGCUUUACCAGCAAAAAAAAAUCCAGCAGGAUCAAAUCCACAUAUUAUUCAUUCAAGUCCAUUUAAUGUAUUUGGUGGAUCCCCCAUUAAAGAGGAAGAUGAGCAUCCAGAUAUUGAUGCUAAAAAAAUAAAUCAUGGAAAACAAGAAUCCAGUGAGCACAUCAAGCAGUUGAACGCCUCGAACUCUGAUUCACCUCUGAGUACUCCACCUGUUGCCAAUUUAAUCAAGAGUCCUGAUUCCAGAGAAAGACUCAUUAAGAAUAUCCAGACACAACUUUUAUAUGAAUCACCAAUUAACGGUACUACCUCAACAAGUCCAAAGAUAACCUCCAAUAUUACUUCUGGAGUUGCUAGUACACUAUCAGAGAAAAUAGUAGAUACUAUUGGAAAUAGCCGAUUGAAUGCACCUUUAUCAUCAAUACAAAUUCAUUUCAUUCAGAAUAUGAUACAAGAAACUUUGGAUGAUUUCAGGGAAGCUUGUCAUCGUGACAUUAUAAAUUUGCAAGUAGAAAUGAUCAAACAGUUUCAUGUUCAGUUGAAUGAAAUGCAUGCCCUACUUGAAAGAUACUCUAUAAAUGAUAGUUUAGUAGCUGAAAUUGAAAGAUUGCGUGAAGAAAAUAAAAGACUUCAAACCCACUUCUGACAGAUUCCUAUUCAUGUGGAGAAAAUAAUUUGAUAUUUUUGUUCCAAGUGGCUAAGACAUCAUGAUGUCAUCUGAUAAUUUCUGAAGUAGAGUGUAACUUCAAUAUUUCUUUCAGUACCAAAUAUUUUUAAUUGUAGAAAAGCAAUAGAUACUGACUUAAUAUAGUAAAUGCACUUACAUUUGUAUCAAAGUGUUUCUAUGGUAAAGAAGUCAGAUGAAAAUUGAGACUAACAGGAUUAUUAACCGAUUCCCUAUCUGUGUAUAAAGUGCCUUUAUAAAAAAGGAAACUAAAUAGAAAAUGUAUUUUGUAUAACAAUUCAUCAACCUUCUUUGCCUUGUGUGGUGUUGAUGGAACUUUCUCCUUUUAGACUGAAAAAAAUGCAAGUGCCUGACUUUUGAUUUUUAUAUUGUACGUGCUCUUUAAAAGCCCAUAUCUUUCCUACGAUGGUUACUUUGUAAGUGUAGAAUACAACUCUAAUAUGUAACUCAAUUGUAAACAAAAUACCCUCAGUUUUCUAUAUAAUUUCAAAAUACAGUUUGAAUAAACAAUAUGUGUAAUCUCGUCUAAACAUAUUUGACCCAAUAGUAUUACUGUACUAAAAUCAGCAAUUCUUCAAUCUGUUCUUUCAGUAUAGUUUUAUUGAUUUCUAGUGCAGCCAUAGUCAAACGCAGUUAUUUCAGUUUGACUUCGGUAUUUGGUAGAUUUUUUGUUAUUAAAGUUGUACAAUUGAAUGGGCUUAAUGUAAUUUAAUAUGCAAAACAAAACAACUAAACUGUUCAGCUACCCAAUGGGUUAAAAGUAUCUCCUGGAUAUUCCUGUCACCAAUUAUUUUUUAAAAGAAUGCAAUUUCCAUAAUAGAAACAUGUGCCUCUGAUGUAAAUGCAGAAAAUGUUUUCUGAUAGUCCAGUUGUAUCAAGUUGAUACAAUUCUGUAAAAUGGUUAGUUUAUCCAUUAUAAUAUAAAUUUUAUUGAGAUUAUCAUAAUAUAAAAUACAAAUGAAAAUAAAGUUGGUAGAGAAAUGUGGAAGGGAAAGAAAGUGGAAGGAAAGGUAUGGGAUAAUAGGGAAGAGAGAAAAAAAAUAUUCCAGCUUUUUUUCACAUCAGUAAAAUGCAAAAAAAUGGUUAAUUAUCCAUGUGUACAUGGUGAUACAGUCUAUUCCAGAAUAAAAAGAGACUGCCUUUGAACGCAGCAGACUGUACUUAUUGCAGCUUUGUAAACCCAAAUUGGCCUCCUUCAGGAUGCUGCAGUCAUGGAUUUUAUCCAUCAACAAGGAGUUUGGAUUACAUUUUCAAAAGAUUGUGUCAAAUUGUCCAGUACUACACUAAAUUCCACAAAAUGUAAAGAUAUUUCAAUAUUUUAAUAACAUGAAUAAUGCAACUUGAAUUUGAUUUUCCAGGUGCCACUUAGUUGGUAACAAGCUAGCAUAGCUAUUUAUAAGUAUAGCAAACUGAUUUUAGGAAGGAAAGUUCUGAUUUCCAGAAUUGUGUAUGCAUUUAAUAUAAAUGGCUCCAUUAAAGCCUUUUGUUUUCUAUUCAUACCACAAAUCAGCAGAAUUACAGUAUUCAGAAAGGAGUAAUAUGCAGCAAUUCUAUACAUUUUUCAUAUAGGACUUGUAGUAGAUGGUUAUACUAACCCUGAAAUUGACAAUGAACCUGUGGGAAUUACUGUGAAAGGCAGUGUGUUUAAGAACAUGAAUCAGUUUUAAUUUCUUAUGCAGGUAAUGCAUAUUAUUUUGGCAGAAGAUAUAAAAUACUUGGAAAAUGUGUCAAAACCUUGUGCUUGUCUUCCUUCCUUAUAUAUCUUUUCCAUUAUCUAAAGCAUUUGAUAAUUUCAGGUCUCUUGUUACACAUAGCAGAAUUUAUAUGACAUGUUACUUUCUUUUAUAUUCUGCAGAACCAAAAUCAUGAAACUGUUCAGUGUUUAAAAAUGUAAUCUAUGAAAUGCUUUCAUACAGAGUAUAUAGACUAUUCAAUGCUUUUUGUACAUCUGAUUUAAAGAUCUGACUGUUUUCUGUUCCCAGUAAUCUGGCAUGGAAGGUGCUUGUCUUUCACAUGACCUCUUAGAAUCAUUUACAGAAAAUGCAACCGUAUUAGAUUCUUUUGUAAACCUGCCCUAUACAGAAAUGCUUCCAAGAUUCUAUCCAAAAUUCUAUGCAGAAGAAAUGUUGAAAUGUAAUGUAUAUUUAAAAAUCAUAUUGUCACAAACUAAAAGAAAAUCUUCAGCUAAGUAUUGUUAUGGAAGAUCUGUACUAGAAUACUGCUUUUGAACACGUGUAAGAUAGCCAGGAUUUUAAAAAUAAGACGUGACAAGCACAAUAUAUAAGCUACAUUGAUGGGAAUGUUGGCUUUGGUGAGUGGAAACCAGAAUGAAACUCAUGGUGAGUUCUUAAUUUACUGAACCAGUUUCCCACUGUGAAAUCCACAGGUUUCUGUUCUGAGUGAAUUUUGGCAUGCUGUUCCAUUUUUCAGUUUAAUAUGCUUUCUUUGUUCAUUUACUAAAAACAGAGAGUGUUGUGUGGUAUCAUAAAAUCCAAUCCAAUUAACUUUUAAAAUAUUUUAAAGUAAAUAUUGUCCUUUUAUUGAUAUCACAGUUAUAUGGUUGCUAUCAUUAUGUUGUUUAUUAUUAUAGCAUGAUUUUAUUGUACAUAUAGUAUCUGUGAGAGACAUGGAUGGUUCAGAAAUGUGAAAAAUAAAUAAAAUGAGAUUCAAGGCAGAAACCAUAAAUAUGUUCGUUUAAUAUGAUGAGAAAAAAAAAAGAGUGAACUUGGUUCUACAUUUUAGAGAAAAAAGAUGUUCACAUAGAUAAAUAGUAUUUUUUGAGGAUGGGAAUAAAUCCUUUUUGGGGGAAAAGCACUGGAUUAAUACACAUAUAUGGACAGCAAUUAUGCUUUCAUUAAAGGUAAUGUAUUAAAUUGAACUCUAACACUGGAAUUUAAAUGUAAUAAAAACCAAUACUAGCAUACAUAAUAUCCAAGAAAUUACAACAUUGACUAGUUUUGGUUAUGUCACUUUUAUAAUUAAUGGUAGUUGUUAAUCCCUGUGCUUGUAUUUAAUUGGGAGUCAAAUCAUUUUCAAGUAACCACAAAAGUAUUUUUAAAUUAUUACAAUUAUUUUCCCUUGUGAUUUUCUACUUAAAUCAUAACCUAAUUCUAAGUGUAUGGAAUUAGGUUUUGUAGCUCAAAGGUUGCUGUUUCCAUUUUAUUUCAUAUUUUACGGUAAAGUCAAGGGAGUGCCUCUUGCACGCAUAUAUUCCCAGGCUGGAUUCACACCUUACUUAAUUGUAUUAUAUUGGAAAACUGGGCGUUACAUCAUACUAAAUCCAAACCAACCAUAGUAUGUUUCAAUACAAUGUACAAACUAUGUUUCUCUUUUCACACUUCCUCUUUUAUAUGCUUUCUAAAUUAAAGCCACUGUUUCCAUAGUGACAUGUCAUUCAGAACGGAAGACUCAAUGGAGUGAAUGGUUGAUGAAAUAACCAGCUUCAUAAUGGAAUGAAAAUGGAUAUUGUCCAAACCUAUAGCAAAGCAUUUGAUAUUUAUUGAGAUUCUUUUUUGUUGUUCUGGAAUAUUAUGUGGAUCUGAAGUGGGAAUAAAACUUUUUCCAACAUC
Messenger RNA from Thamnophis sirtalis, 5236 nucleotides. The record is from RefSeq and is a predicted model, not a curated record. Lineage: Eukaryota; Metazoa; Chordata; Lepidosauria; Squamata; Natricidae.